AUGGACCGCUCACCACUACGAGCUCCCCGCGGCGGCAGUCGUCGUGGCUGGGACAGAGACCGCGACCGCGAAGACCGUUACGGGAGAGACUACCGAAAGCGUAGCCGCACUAGAAGUCCUGACCGACGAUACACCGCAAGGAGAAGGAGUCGAAGCCCCGAUAGAGGUACUAUUACUGCUACCCGCCUUCCCCACGCUCACCUCCUCGCUGACAACUUACAGGCGACUACCGCCGGGACAGAGACAGAGAUAGGGAGAGGGAUAGAGACAGAGAUAGAGGCGGAGACAGAGGCCGCGGCGGCCGACCUCGGGAUAACGACAGGAGAGUCCGCUCUCCCGAACGCCGCCGUCGAAGCCGUUCCCCGCGCGGCAAACGCUCUUUACCAAUUCGGGAUCGCACCCGCUCGCGUUCCCCCCCCCCUGCUACCGCCACCACAAAGCUGGAUACUAAAGACUCCGAACGCACCGCCCCGGCAACCUCGGGGCGUAGUGCUGAGAGGAGUGCCAGUGCAGACGGGGAUGCUACUGCCCCGGCGGUGGUGGCAGCGGGUGGGGACGGCGACGAGAUGGAAGGGGUCGUGGAUGACGAGGAGGCGCAGAUGCAAGCUUUGAUGGGAUUCGGUGGCUUCGGGACCACCAAACAGAAGAAGGUUCGCGGGAAUGAUGUUGGGGGCGUGUAUAAGAAUAAGCCGACAAAGUAUCGGCAGUACAUGUAUGCUUUGUUUGCCCCUUUUUAAUUUUAUGUUUUUUUUUGUUGGUUUUUGAGUUUAGCGCUAACUUUGGUAUAGGAAUCGGCCUGGGGGAUUUAAUAGAGCGCUUUCGCCCUCUUGAUACACCACCGGCGAUAAGCUUUUGUGUCGAAGGCCAUUGGUCCGCGGACCUUCGUCUAUAAAACUAUCAUCGCCGGAGUUUCUGAACCUCAGCGAGGAAUCUUUCGGCAGCCCUCCGUCAUUACCAGCCCAGUAG
Messenger RNA from Tuber aestivum (summer truffle), 966 nucleotides. The record is from the annotation of a GenBank genome assembly. Lineage: Eukaryota; Fungi; Ascomycota; Pezizomycetes; Pezizales; Tuberaceae.